CCUUCUACUCUGGCCACUCCUCCUUUGGCAUGUACUGCAUGUUGUUCCUGGCGCUGUACGUGCAGGCCCGGCUCUGCUGGAAGUGGGCCCGGCUGCUGAGGCCCACCGUUCAGUUCUUCUUGGUGGCUUUUGCCAUCUAUGUGGGCUAUACCCGAGUGUCUGACCACAAGCACCACUGGAGUGAUGUCCUCGUCGGCCUCCUGCAGGGAGCCCUGGUGGCCUGCCUCACAGUCCGCUAUGUUUCAGAUUUCUUCAAAUCCCGGCCGCCCCAGCCCUGCCAGGAGGGUGAAGAGCCAGAGCGCAAGCCCAGUCUGUCGCUGACGCUGACCCUUGGUGACCGACCCUAGCUGCUAUGGAAGCUGGAAAGUCACCCGUGGGCCAGUCAUGUGUUGGCCCCAUGCCCCUGAUCAGGCACUCCUGGCUUUGGAGCUGUCCCGGGGUCCUGGCUGGUGACUGUGGACCAGGGUCUUGGGUGCCUGUGUGGCCCUGAGUGUGGGCAGGGCCCAUCGUCAGCAUUCCUUGACUCUCACAUGGCCUCAAAAGAUGCGGUCCUGCUCGGAGGGCUUCUCUGGUCACCAGUGGAUUUUCGAGGAGGGCCAUCCCAGCAUGGCCCCGGGAAUGGUUGGCCUGAGACUGUUCACGAAGUCAGCACCCUCCCUGACAGCC
Molecule: messenger RNA, 666 nt
Organism: Apodemus sylvaticus (European woodmouse)
Lineage: Eukaryota; Metazoa; Chordata; Mammalia; Rodentia; Muridae
Product: phospholipid phosphatase 2-like
Exons: 3
Coding region: 30-347 (105 amino acids)
Biological process (GO): phospholipid dephosphorylation; phospholipid metabolic process; signal transduction
Molecular function (GO): phosphatidate phosphatase activity
Source: RefSeq, a predicted model, not a curated record